UGUGUCACUGGCCUUUGGUAAAGAAACUUUCAAGGUGAUAUGAUUUUUGGGGAAUUUUAACUCUGGUGUGAUAGUGAGAAAUGUGUUCCUUUGUGAAAUCUGCAAGCGAUGGCUAAGUUCGGUUUCUCAUCGUCAGUGAUUUUCAUUCCAUCAGGCAUAUUUCCUUGCGUUUCUGUUAAAUCUUCCUGUAAAAACAAAAAGCAAGCCGAAACCCAAAAGCUCAAUGCUUCAGAUUAGGGUUAUUUCAAAAUCCCCACUAUGGACACGUCAAACAUUCCACCAUUCCUGGAUCAUCAAUAUUUCAAAAUCGCUUUGGAGAAUGGUUUAAAAACGAACAAUAUUCAAAUUGUUAAUUUGCAAUUUUCGAUGGGAAGCGGUCCUGGAGAGAACUUCCUUAGUAGCGUUUAUAGAGUGUUGGUAACAUACUCUACCGGCAAUGCGCCACCAAAAUCGGUCUCCUUAAUCGUUAAAGUCGUCCCCGACAUCCCUCUGUAUGCGGGAGGCGGAAGUGAAAUGCAUGAAAAAGAAGCAAUGAUGUAUUUCGAUAUUUUACCAGCAAUAGAGAAGGGCUUGAAAGAAGGGAGGAUGAGCCCAAGAGGUUUUUUCGCGGCGCUUAAAGAACCAAAAACCAUUGUCAUUGAAGAUUUGAAACAUCUAGGAUAUCGUCUAAGUGAUCGCCAAAAGGGGCUAAACGAAGACCAUUGCAAACUAGUGUUAGAAAAGCUGGGGCAAUUUCACGCACUUUCCAUGUUAUAUGCGGAAAAGAAUCCGAUGAAAAUGGAACAUUUCAAAGAAGGCGUUGUAACGCCUUAUUCUGUUAACACGCCAGCAUUUGAAAUGACACAUUGGGCAAAUUUCAAGUCUACAAUAGCCCUUGCAGAAAGUUGGCCUGGCUAUGAAGCUGUUGCACAGAAGAUGAAAGGUAUUCAAACGGCCAAGGAGCUUGCUGAAAGGCUUUUAACUGUCGCGGAUUGUUCAAAUGACAGCUUUAAAAUUCUGAAUCAUGGUGAUAUGUGGGUCAACAACUUUUUAUUCAAGUAUGACAGCAAUGGAAAACCAGAGGACCUUAUUUUUGUUGAUUACCAAUGCUCAGUUUAUGGGAGUCCUGGAAAUGAUAUCAACCAUUUUCUAGGUCUUAGUCCUGCUGCUGAAGUUCUCAAAAAUCGACACGAACACAUGAUCAGAGAAUACUACUAUCAGUCUUUUAAGCAGACACUGCAAAAUGUCGGUUAUGGAAGAAUUCCCACCGAGGAAGCAAUUAUGGCUGAAAUACGAAGGAAAGAAUCUUACGGCGUGCUUUUAGCUAUUGGCGUACUUCCGAUCCUAUCAAUGGAUACAUGUGUUUCCAAAGAUAACACGUUGGAAAAUAUGAGCUCCGGGAAAGUAGGGUCGAAUAUGCAGCAUUCAGUGUUGUCUGCGAGAUUCCAAGAAGCAAUGAAGUAUUGGCUGAAGCGUGCUGACGAAAGCAAACUUUUCGAUUGACUUCUUGAAAGUGUUUAGAUUUUGAAGAAUUAUUGUUAUUUCACCGCGAGCUGAUCGGGCUUGGGUUUAUCCAAAAAACAUUCAAUAAAGCAGCUUUGGCGACAUGUCAUGUA
Molecule: messenger RNA, 1595 nt
Organism: Hermetia illucens (black soldier fly)
Lineage: Eukaryota; Metazoa; Arthropoda; Insecta; Diptera; Stratiomyidae
Exons: 5
Coding region: 259-1482 (407 amino acids)
Source: RefSeq, a predicted model, not a curated record